AAAACAAAAUGGGCGGCCGCUGAUCGCGCGACAAAUUGUACAUUUUUCCUACUAUUUUUGUGUGUUUUAUAAUUCAUAUUCUUACUUGAGCUUUACUUUUGUAGUGCUAGUGGUGUCUCCUUCAACUUUUCUGUCAUAUAAUAUAGUUCGGUGUGCGGGAUGCGCGCGCCGGGCGAGUGCUGGUCGGUGCCGCGCUGGUCGCAGACGGUGGCCCCUCCCCCCGCCGACUACUCCAACUGCACCCCGCUGCACGCCCAGCCUGUGUUCCUGCACGACGACGCGAUCAACGACCGCCUCGCGAUAUGGCAAGGCGACAUAACAAGCUUGAGAGUGGACGCAAUUACCAACACCACGGACGAGACGCUGACAGAGAGCAAUGAAGUCAGCGACCGCAUCAUGCAAGUGGCUGGUCCGGAUCUGAAAGAGGAGAUCAUACUCCGGGCACAUGAGUGCCGCACCGGCGAGGUGGUGGUGACGCCGGGGUUCGGUCUGCAGUGCCGGCACGUCAUCCACACGGUCUGCCCGAAGUACGUGUUGAAGUACCACACCGCGGCCGAGAGCUCGCUGCACAACUGCUACAAGAACGUGCUGCACGCGGCGGGCUCGCUGGGCGCGCGCUCGCUGGCGCUGUGCGUGCUCAACACGCAGCGCCGCAACUUCCCGCCGGACGUCGCCGCGCACGUCGCGCUACGCACGAUCCGGCGCUACCUGGAGGGCAACGCGCAGCCGCAGCUGGUGGUGGUGGCGGCGGGCGCGGUGGACGCGUCGCUGCUGGGCGCGGUGGCGCCGCUGUACUUCCCGCGGUCGGCGCGCGAGCAGGACGCGGCACGCUGGCGGCUGCGGGAGGCGGGCGGCCGCGCCGGCGAGCCGCUGCACCACGACCGCCGGAUACGCAUCAUCCACAACCCGCACGAGCACCCGCACCGCGACGCCGAGGACGACGCGUCGCUGUACGAUGAGGACGCGGCGGCCGAAGCAGCGGCAGCUUUCGCCCGGGCCUGCGCGCCGGACACCCAGCGUCUGCUGGCGCCACCCACCAGGCAGUACGUGGACCGGCGGCUGCUCGACGACCAUGACCAAUAUGAAAGACUGCUGCGGCGUGCCAAGUCCGAAGACCUGAGCGAGGUAUCUGGGAUCGGAUGUCUGUAUCAGAGCGGCGUGGAUCGACUGGGUCGGCCCGUGGUCGUCUUCAUCGGGAAAUGGUUCCCCAUUGGGGACAUAGACUUGGAAAAGGCACUCCUGUACCUGAUCAAACUCCUGGAUCCGAUCGUGCGCGGCGACUACGUGAUCGCGUACUUCCACACGCUGGCCUCGUCGGCGAACCAUCCUCCCUUCUCGUGGCUCAAGGAGGUGUACACGGUGCUGCCUUACAAAUACAAGAAGAAUCUGAAAGCUUUCUACAUUGUUCAUCCUACGUUCUGGACUAAGAUGAUGACGUGGUGGUUCACGACGUUCAUGGCGCCGGCGAUAAAGGCCAAGGUCCACAGUCUGCCCGGCGUCGAGUACCUGUACUCCGUUAUGCCGCGCGACCAGCUCGAGGUGCCGGCCUUCGUCACGGAGUACGACAUGACGAUAAACGGUCUCCACUAUUUCCAGCCGGACACGACUAGUACGUAAGAUGUCCGCUCUCGUCCCGCCCUCGUCCCGCUCGCUUCACACGCGCCUUUCGUUGUUAUAGCUCAUAGUAAUGGCCUUACGGUGCUGUCAACUAAGAACACAUUUAUUUCAAUAACAUAUGAAUAUCAGCUACGUAACAAUAUCACUCGAUAUACGCCAUAUUCCACGUACCUAGUAUUUUGUACUUAGUAAAUUUUCGAACGUUGACAACACCGAGACCGCGUCGUAUCGAUCUGUCAGUGUCAAAGUCUGGUCUGUAAUGGAACAGGCUGGUCGGUAUGUGUCUCGUAUUGAAAGGCCGCUGUUAUAAGUUUUAUUGUGGAAAUUUUAACGUUAAUUAAAUGUAAGUAAACAGGGAAUUAAAUUGUUAUACUUCUCUAACGUACGUAACUUGGAUCACGAGUUACGGUGAGUGACAAAUUAAAGUCUGCCGU
Molecule: messenger RNA, 2051 nt
Organism: Bombyx mandarina (wild silkworm)
Lineage: Eukaryota; Metazoa; Arthropoda; Insecta; Lepidoptera; Bombycidae
Gene: Gdap2
Product: ganglioside induced differentiation associated protein 2
Source: RefSeq, a predicted model, not a curated record